AUCAUGACAAGAGAGUGCAAACUGGCUGACUUAUUUAUUCAUUAGUUUAUUGUGAAUAAUAACAUUACUUUCAUGUUCACUUAGUGUUUCAGAUUGUUACUCGCUGUGGGAGUGGAGUAAAGUAAAGGGCUGGACUUCAUUUUAUUCACAUCAGAGAUGAUUUCGGGAGGCUCUUGCAGCUCAAGAAUACACUAGCUUUAGCCAUAAAUGGGCUUUAGCCCUAGAGGCUUUAGCUCAUGGGAAACAACGGGAAGCCUGAUACUGAAAUUAACAUCAAGUCCUCAAAAGACAGAGACGUUGACUUUACAACCUGUUGUUUCUCAACACGUAAAGUUGGUGUCAUGGAUAAUUCAACUAAAAAAGUCCCCACGAACAAAAAGUGUGCACUUUUACUACCAGAAAUCAGCAAGAUCACCCUUUACCAUUACCGCAGUAAAGAUGAAAUCCUCAGGGAGCGCAAAAGAACUGAAGAGUUACCCUACAUAGUCAUUCACCCUCACAGUAUGUUCAGGAGGUACUGGUUGUGGAUAAUGAUUCUGGUAACGAGUAUCAAUAUGGUUUGCAUCCCCUUGGCGGUCAGUUUUUUUGGGACUGAUAUCCACAUGGACUGGAUUGUCUAUAAUGUUUUAAUAGACAUAGCAUUCAUUGUUGAUCUGUGCCUAAAUUUUCGAAUGGGCUUCCAUCAUGGAAACAUGGAGGCUAUUCUGGACCUUCGCAAGAUAAGAAACCAUUACCUGAAGAACUGGUUCAUACCUGAUCUGUUGGCUGUAGUACCAAUUGACUACUGUGUGUUGAUUCUCUCGGCUUCAGGUGGGGUUGACCUAAAUGGGGUUGACCCAAGUGAUGUGCCUGGCUAUCUCUUGAAGAUCUCAAACGUCUUCACCCUUCUGCGGCUCCUCAGGGUCUUAAGGCUGGUGCGCUAUGUGAACGACUGCAUGGAGAGGGUAAGUGUUCGCAUGAAAUCCAUCUUUGAGGUGCUAUACAACAUAUUUGGCAUCUUCCUCAUCUGCCACUGGAACGCGUGCUUCCAAUUCAUGUUGGUUACCUUCAUGGACUAUCCACCUAACAGCUGGGUCACCCUAGCAGGCCUAGAGGACAAACCAAUUAAAAUCCAGUACACGAGGGCCAUGUUUCGCUCACUUUGUCAUAUGAUGACACUUAACUAUGGCACAGGAAUUCCAAGAGGGAUGUCAGAGCAGUGGAUGAUAAUAACGAGCAUGACAAUCGGCUCUGUUUUAUAUGCUCUGGUUUUGGCCAAAAUCACUGCCCUCCAGGCCACCUUCAACACCAGUCAGCGGGCCUACGAGGAUUUGCAAAAUGAAUUGACGGUAUAUAUAAGAGACAAACAGGUGCCAGGUAGCCUCCUCCCUCGUGUGUUUGGCCAUAUGGAGAACUGCUACCAGGGCAAAUGGUUUGAUGAGAAGGCCAUCCUAAAUGAACUCUCUGAGCCACUGAAACUGGCUGUGAUGCAGCACAUUUGCGGGAAUCUGCUGACAAAGGCCUUUGGAGAUACAGACCCACUGUUUCUGGCACAGCUGCUACUGGUGGUUGAGUUUGAGAGCUACCAAACGGGAGAUGUGAUCAUUCGGCCAGGGAUUGCAGCAGACUAUAUGUACUUAAUCGACAAGGGCACGGUAGUGGUGGAGAAUGCUGGUGUCCAGCACACGCUAAUGGAUGGAGACUUUUUUGGAGAGAUAGCACUGGCUAAGUUCUCCAAACAUUACAUCAAGGUAUGGACUAAGUGCCCAAGCCGCUUGUGUAGUCUGUCAGUCCAAGCCUACUAUGCUGUGAUGGAGGAGUUCCCUGAGCUGCAGGGCAAGCAGCUCAUCAGGCCGUCUCUCACACACCCCCGACGUGAUGGUAAGACAUGAGAUUUUGGACAAUUAAGUUUGUUUUCGGCAGAACACGAUGAUCAGCCUGCCACCCAUCCAGAAUCUGCACACUGCACACAAUAUGUCUGUCCUGAGAAAGGAUCAAAGGAAUGAUGUAACAACCUUAGCACACAGUCCAAACCAUUCCAUGAUGAUUUCUGUGCCCUUUUAUACAUUUCAUCAGUUUCUCUUGGUAACAGUGUGGUAAAAUGACAGCAGUUUUUUUAGGUGAAGAACUUUGGUCAUGCCAUGAGUUAGGAAUGAAAUAGAAGACUUUGUUUGGGCAUGCGAUCAAAGCCUAGGCGGUGCAAUCUAUAUUAACUGUUGUUUCUCUAGUAACAAUAUGUUAAAAGUUUCGUUUGGAAUGUAUUUAAUGUUACAUUUCCAUGUUCAGUUCUGUUAUAGUUUCAUACAGCAUUGCUGAAUUGUCAGCCAAAAUAUCUUGCGCGCCCAACUAUUUAUUUAUUUAUUUUAGCAUGUUCUGUUGACAAGAUGCAGAGUUCAGUUUUGCAUUGACAACAUACUCUUAUCAGUUGUGGAUUUAUACAUGUAUGAUUAGUGUGUUCCCAUUAACAAUGAUGUUACCAUAAAUGUGUCCCACCGGAUUCUCAUCCUU
Sardina pilchardus (European sardine) is the source of this 2487-nucleotide messenger RNA. RefSeq names its product potassium/sodium hyperpolarization-activated cyclic nucleotide-gated channel 3-like. The record is from RefSeq and is a predicted model, not a curated record. Gene Ontology annotation, molecular function: voltage-gated potassium channel activity. Lineage: Eukaryota; Metazoa; Chordata; Actinopteri; Clupeiformes; Clupeidae. Gene Ontology annotation, cellular component: HCN channel complex; dendrite; axon. Gene Ontology annotation, biological process: regulation of membrane depolarization; sodium ion transmembrane transport; potassium ion transmembrane transport. Bases 237 to 1871 code for a protein of 544 amino acids. The transcript is spliced from 11 exons.